CCAAUUUUCGUGAAGAUAUCUCGUAAAGUAAAAAAGUUUUCCAUAGAAGAACUUGAUUUCGCUAAUACAGUUUGUAUUGUCCGGUAUCGGCGGUUCCGACAAAUCCGCAAUCUCUUGGAGAGAAAAGGAGGUGUGCAACAUUUCAAGUCGAUAUCUCAAAAACUAAGGAACCAGAUAUACAGAAGGACAGCCCUAAGGGGGUUCAGCUCGUUGUGCCGAUUACUUGUGUAUAUAUUAUACAUAUAUUAAGAUCAUUCCAUUUUAUUUGCUUUUGAUAGCGCCAUCAAUUUGUAUGAACAUGUCGCAGUCAAUAAUUUCGUGCUAAGCAUUUAUGUGAGUGCGCGUUCGUUUGAUGUGUUUACAGCACAUACAGACAUUUUUAUUAGAAAUACGCACACAUGCAAGCGAAAUCGUUAACACGCCAUGCACCUAUGGAAUAUAUGGUCGCUACUCAUCAUCGGCCACUGUUGGAAUCUAUGCGAAGUCAUCAGACUAGUUGAUGCGGGCAUUCUAAACACCAUCUUAGGCGUUCCCAGCGAGUGUGUGCACCAGAACAGCGUGUGGCCGUGUAAAUUGUCUUUCUCCUGUUGGCUGCAAGGUGGGCGCCACGCAAAAGGCUGUGGCGCCAACAAAUGGUUAUUUUCCUGUUGCAUCGGCGGCAGUGGCAACGCCAAUACAGCGAACAAUAUAGCCAUCACAGCAGCAGCGGUACAGUAUGGACUUUACCAGGGAAAUAACGAUCAUCCAUCUGCUGGAAAUCUCGUAAGUAACACGCUCACUGACUAUAAGCGUCUGGCGGCUAGUGCUCCCAGUGGCAUAGGUGUUAGUAGCAGUGGUGUUGGUGGUAGCGUGCUACCCAAACGCGUAAUGCUAAAGCGACGCAAUGAGAAUGACGUGUUCAUCAAGCUCGAAUGCGGUUUGCCACGCGCCGCACAGCGUACACUGCAAAAGCGCAUCAUUGGUGGCAGGACUGCGAAUUUCGCCGAAUAUCCUUGGCAGGCGCAUAUACGUAUAGCGGAGUUUCAAUGUGGCGGUGUUUUGGUUUCACAUAAUAUCGUCGCGACGGCGGCACAUUGCAUACAACAGGCGCGUCUACCGGACAUUUCAGUGUUUCUGGGCGAAUUGGAUACACAGAAUUUGGGGCAUAUACAUGAGCCGCUGCCGGUGGAGAAGCAUAAAGUCAUACAGAAGAUUGUACAUCCGCGCUUUCAGUUUCGUAUGACGCAGCCGGAUCGUUUCGAUGUGGCGCUACUUAAGCUAGCCAAGCCAACGGGGUUUAGUGAUCACAUUCUUCCCAUUUGCCUGCCACAAUUCCCCAUCACUUUAAUUGGUCGUAAAGGCUUGAUCGCCGGUUGGGGCAAAACUGAGGCCAGUAUGGGUCACACGGGCACUAAUAUGUUGCAAGUAGCAACUGUACCAAUCAUCACUACCUUUGAUUGCAUACGCUGGCACGAGAGUAAACGUAUCAAUGUGGAACUUUAUAGCGAAAUGUUUUGUGCGGGACACUCGGAUGGGCAUCAGGAUGCGUGUUUGGGUGACUCUGGUGGCCCGCUGAUUAUCAAAGAACGCGGCCGUUUCAUACUGGUUGGCAUCACUAGCGCCGGUUUUGGUUGUGGCGUCGAUCAUCAACCGGGCAUUUAUCACAAUAUACAAAUGACUGCUAAAUGGAUACAGGAAAUGAUUGUGCGACAUGCCUAAGCGACGCCAUUGCACCGAAUCUUCAACAAAUAUACAUUAUAUUGAGACUUAGUUCAGUUUUAUUGCAAAACCUUUAGCAAUAUAGUAUUGAAUGUUAAAUAAAUAAAAGUUAGCGUAAAAUAAUUUUCAAUAUGUUAGUCAAGACUUGCUUAUUUUUUAGUGUAGUUUAUUAAUUAGUAUUUUUAUAAUUUUUUUAAGAAAUUAAUUUAGUUAGAAAUUAUUGAAUAUUUUCCAAGUAAUGUCA
Bactrocera oleae (olive fruit fly) is the source of this 1942-nucleotide messenger RNA. NCBI's taxonomy places the organism in Eukaryota, Metazoa, Arthropoda, Insecta, Diptera, Tephritidae. The record is from RefSeq and is a predicted model, not a curated record.